Messenger RNA from Toxotes jaculatrix (banded archerfish), 2672 nucleotides. RefSeq names its product ST6 (alpha-N-acetyl-neuraminyl-2,3-beta-galactosyl-1,3)-N-acetylgalactosaminide alpha-2,6-sialyltransferase 4 (gene st6galnac4). The coding region runs from base 353 to 1216 and encodes 287 amino acids. Lineage: Eukaryota; Metazoa; Chordata; Actinopteri; Toxotidae. Gene Ontology annotation, molecular function: alpha-N-acetylgalactosaminide alpha-2,6-sialyltransferase activity. The record is from RefSeq and is a predicted model, not a curated record. Gene Ontology annotation, biological process: oligosaccharide metabolic process; ganglioside biosynthetic process. The transcript has 5 exons.
GGCCUAGAAAUCGUUAAUAGGACACUGUGUCAACAUACAGGUUGAGAUAACAGUGAACAGCUGAAGAGAUUUCAGAUAAUAGUAAAUUCAGACAUGGUGUAGAUAGGACUUAUUGUCUUCCUGGAGAUGAACAUGAAAGUUCCAGCGAAAAAAAAGGAUCCUGGAUAUGAGAUCACUCGCCAGAACUGAGGAGAGGAGCCAGUGAAAAUAUGUAAACAUGAAUCCUUAUGAUCAUGAAUCGUCUAUGGCUGUAGUUGUCUCUCUCUCGCCGCUUCGGCCUCAAGUUAAACAGCUGGAAAAAUGAGUGGUGCCGGGCUCUGUGGAGCAGCCGGGCUUUCCCACAGGCCGUGAUAUGAAAUCUGUGAUGCUCCGCGGGCUUUGCCUGCUCAGCCUCAGCCUUCCUUUGUUGUUUUGGUUUGGACAUGUGAUCACACGGGACGGUCCUGCGCCUGCCGUGCGAAGCACCGGGCUCAGGGGCUACAUCAGGAUUACCCCCGGCAGGGUGGAGCAGUUUCUGGAUAUCCACUGCAGCCAGUGUGCCUUGGUCUCCAGCUCAGGUCAGAUGCUCGGAGCUGGCGUAGGUGAAGAGAUUGACAAGAUCGGAUGUGUUAUCCGGAUGAACAAUGCACCCACACAGGGGUAUGAGAAGGACGUAGGGAGCCGCACCAGCGUCCGGGUUGUGUCUCACACCAGUGUUCCUCUGUUGGUGAAAAAUGAGCACUACUAUUUCCAGCAGUCGGCAGACACUACAUAUGUGUUCUGGGGUCCUGACAGGAACAUGAGGCAAGAUGGGAAAGGACAUAUCUUUAACACUCUCCUGAAAAUAGCAAAGAAGUAUCCAAACGUCAGGAUCUACGCUGUGACCAGAGAGAAGGUUCAGUUCUGUGACAGUGUGUUUCAGAAUGAAACUGGAAAAAACAGAAUGAAGACGGGGGCGUUUCUCAGCACCGGAUUUUUCACAAUGAUUCUGGCAAUAGAUAUGUGUGACAGAAUCCAUGUCUAUGGGAUGAUCGAUGAUAACUACUGCAAUCGGGCCAAUCACAGCGUUGUUCCUUACCAUUACUAUGAGCAAAACCGAAUCAACGAGUGCAGAAUGUACAAGGUCCACGAGCACACACAACGUGGGGGCCAUCGCUUCAUCACUGAGAAGGCCAUCUAUGCUAAAUGGGCAACGCGCCAUAACAUUGAGUUUAAACACCCCUCUUGGAGCCUCUGAAGAAGGAGAUCCUAAAACCCAGAAGAUGCUUCUGGACUCUGCUGAAGAUUUUAGUGCUGCUGAAGCAGGAACUUUAUCAAGUACAAAAUAUGUUACUGACGGACUCUGGCUUUCAUUUGGAAUUCAACUGUUUUUUUAUCCUGUAUGAGCAAUUUAAUACUGGCUCACUGUGGGGAAAAAAAACAUCUGCAAUAUGACACAUUUUAUUUCUGUGCUUAAGAUAAGCAAAUUUACCAGCAUUUAAGUGGUUUUAACAUACCACCCACAGUAUUACUGAAUAUUCCUGUUGCAUAUAGCCAUAUGUCGGUAUAGACACUGUUAAAACAUAAUAAGCUUCUAAACUAGACACUAAAAGCCAGUUUAUACCAAAGAUGACACUUUUAAAUGGCUGUGCCUUGACUUUAGGUCUCAUUUUAUUGUGAAAUCUGGCCUGUGUAAUAUAAAGCUACAAUGUGCACCUUUACUCUGUGAGACGGAAACUGUUUUGUUUAAGGAACAAAUUAUUAUUUUCAUUCAUGAUCAAUCUGGUGUUAAUUUUCUCAAUCAAUCCUAAGGGUUGAUUGAAGGCAACUGGACCUCUUUGAAGAUUGAAGACGUUUCUCUUCUCAUCUGAGAAGCUCCUUCAAUUCUAGAGACUGGUUAGAGAGCCCAAGCAUUUAAACUCAUCCCUAUCCCACCUAGUGGGUGGUACCUCUGGGAGCAACUGAAACCACUUUGGUGGAACCAUUCACACCUUGGGUGGCGCCUGCUGGGCUGCCUCAAGUGGACUCGUUAGUACCUGAGGGUACCUUGGCUCAUCGUAGAAACUAAGCAUCAUGUGAGUCGUUAGAGUCUUAUUGUGUUCAUAUACCAACAGCAACAAAUGAACAACUGAACAUACAUACCAGAAGAAACACAGUCGAGCUUUUACUUUAUACUUUAUCCAUCAUUAACUACUGUUUGAUACUGAAGAUUUAAGCUAUUUAGUUGCCCCAUACAGCAGCUAGUUGCAGUGUUUUAAAUGCUUAACAAGAUUUUCAUUAAACCAAAAAAAAAAUGCUCAUACGUUUCAUGACCCAACCAUCACAUAAGAAUCAGUAUUAAAAUGUAACUGCAGAGAGAUCCACUGUCCAUCACAUCCACUUUUCAGCACCACAGACAUCUACUUUAAAAUUGUUUACCCUUUGUAUUUUGCUACCUGUUUACAAUGAAAACUAUAGUGCUGCCUUUUCAGUUGCAUAAUGCUCAUUUUGUGACUAAUUCCAAAGACUGUGAUAGUAUUUGCACUACAGCGCAAACUACUGUGUCAAAGUAUUUUACUGCAUGUACAUUUCAGACAUGAGUUGUUGGAAUUCGGAUGUAUUAAAAAGGACUUCUUCAUAAGCAUACUUAUUUUGUGAAUGGUGCAAAUUAAAAACUUGAAUCUAAACUUGGCCAUUGGCCACUGCUAUUGUGAGAUGGAUGUCAACAUGAAUAA